CUUUCUCUCUGUCACGACCUCCUCCUCCGUCUCCCGCACUUCCUCCGCUCCAUCGCCUUCCUUCUUCGCGCCUCCUUUGCUCUUCCGUUUCUCUCCGCCUCCUGGGUCGUGUUCCUGUUCCUCCUCCUCUCCGCCCGCUUGAUUUUCAUCUCCCCGCCUCCCCAGAGUUCGUGCUCCUCCGGAGUUUUUCCUUCUCUCGCUCCCCAUUUGUAAUGUCGAGUGCAUUCCAUUGAGCGAGGUUAAACUAUAUUCGUCCGAUUAGGUGGAUUCACGCCUAUGGAUUAAUCAACCGAAGCUGCACUUGAUCGUCUCUUUUUUUGUGAUUUGGUUCGGGUGUUUUCCGUGGUUCGAAUCUAUUUCCACUUCUCGAAAGUGUUCGUGUCAAAAUUCUUAGAGGUUCAACUCAGACUGAGACUUCUAGGGUGGACGUAAAGAUGUCACAAUGGGAUGCUUUUUUUGCAUUUCCUAUAGCUCCCCUUUUGACGAGAAAAAACUAGAUGUCAUCAUAGACAUUAGGGGCAAUGGCGGAGAAAGACAACGACUUGCCAAGAGAUGCCAGGGUCGUGCAGUCACUGCUGAAAUCAAUGGGUGUCGAGAAGUAUGAACCUUGCGUUAUCCACCAAUUCUUAGAGCUGUGGUACCGAUAUGUAGUUGAUGUAUCAACAGAUGCACAGGUCUACUCUGAGCAUGCUGGCAAGGCUGCAAUUGAUUGUGAUGAUGUUAAGCUUGCAGUCCAGUCAAAAGUCAAUUUCACCUUUUCACAGCCUCCUCCACGAGAGGUGUUACUGGAAUUGGCUAGAAGCAGGAACAAGAUUCCAUUACCAAAGACAAUAUCAGGUCCUGGAAUUCCACUUCCUCCAGAACAGGACACGCUGAUCAGCCCAAAUUACCAACUUGCAAUCCCGAGGAGGCAAUCUGCUCAGGCAAUGGAAGAAGCAGAAGAAGAUGAAAGAAGUGAUGCCAAUCCAUCACAGGAGCAGAAAACAGAUGUGCCACAGAGUACGCCACAGAGAGUUUCAUUUCCCCUUUCCAAACAUCCCAAGUGACGGAUCUGCAUUCGUAGCUAUGGUGUGACUCAGAAAAGAUAUGGAGAAAUUAUGGGCCUGUACGCUGACAUGUGGUAGUUCAUACUGGAUCUUUUAAUGUAUAAGAAUAUUAUGCAGUAUGCUGGCUGUAUCGUGAGCUUCUCUUCUGUCUUUGGUCUGCUCGGUGACAAGUUUGAAGAGUGGCGUCUGUCAGCAACUGCUGUACCUGUAACUUAUCUUGCUUAGAAGCAAUCACAGUUGAACAACUAGCAGCAGUAGAAAAGUCA
Messenger RNA from Eucalyptus grandis, 1312 nucleotides. RefSeq names its product transcription initiation factor TFIID subunit 9. Gene Ontology annotation, cellular component: SAGA complex; transcription factor TFIID complex. The record is from RefSeq and is a predicted model, not a curated record. Gene Ontology annotation, molecular function: RNA polymerase II general transcription initiation factor activity; protein heterodimerization activity; transcription coactivator activity. The transcript is spliced from 5 exons. Gene Ontology annotation, biological process: RNA polymerase II preinitiation complex assembly; DNA-templated transcription initiation. Lineage: Eukaryota; Viridiplantae; Streptophyta; Magnoliopsida; Myrtales; Myrtaceae. Bases 522 to 1046 code for a protein of 174 amino acids.